GGCACAAAUUUGUAUUUGUCCAGAACAGGAAAUUUUGGACCUGCACGAGACUUCGAUGAGAUAUUGCACCCAACUAGUAAUAAACUAGAGAUAAUCUAUAAUUACUAUGGAAUUGUUAAGGUAAAGUAUGGCAGAUGGAUAUGACAGUUCGGUAUCAAUACCGAGAGGAUCCUUAUUGGCCAAUAAGUUACUUUAUAGUGAUCUACAAUCAAUUAGUCGUAGUAGUCAAUGUAUUCUAUUGGGAAGAUUACCCCAUAUAUGGCUGCAAGAUCAUGAACCUACACUUAUGGCAAGAGCAUCAUUCAUUGCUAAACGGAAAGUUAAAACCAAAUUCAAACUGUCAGAUGCCAUUAUACAUAAAAGUUUAACUUCUAGUUCAUUAAAUGCUCAUUCUACUGGUGGUGAAGGUACCGAUACUCGUAAUGGAACUACUAAUAUUGACGCCGAACCUAAUCUCCAAGACACCAUGUUUGAUAUAUUUCAAUUUCAAAAUCUCGAAGAUGAUACUACGCAAUCAUCUCUGCAUCUGAUAGAUUUCAGUCCUAUCCUUCAAUUUGAAGAGAAAACUCUUCCCAGUUCUACCAGUCUUUUAACUUCUACAAGAAAAAGUAUUCAAGUACCUAAACAUAUUCCAUCAAUUGAUAAUUUAUCCAUAUUAACAUCUCAAAAUCUUUCAAGGGAUAUCAGUGUGACUAUCCCUAUACCGGAGAAUCAUAUUGAUGAUGAAGAAUAUGUUGUAGCGGAAAAGAAACAUAAUGAAUUCAUGAAGAAAUUACGGAAAUUUGUUGAUAAGUCAGGAGUUCAUGCUUUGAAACGAAAUCAAAAAUGGCAAGUACGAGAGAAAAUAUAUCAGGGACUAUUAAAGAAAUAUGAAGUAGGUGAUAUAGUAAAAUUAGGUAGAGCUUUGGUACUUAUCAAGCAGGUUGAAAAGACCAAUUUCAUGACAUCCUUUGGAGAAGAUGAACCAUGUGAUUCCAGAGUUUAUGAAAGACGUAAAGAGUUUAUAAUUGUAUUAAGAAGAACUAAAGGGUCCAUAUCUCCUAUUGCUGUACAAAUGUAUGAUAUCCAUAUACUCUCUGAUAAAAAUAAAAAGUAUCCGGAUGUAUCAUUUAAUUUAUUGGAUAUUGUCGGUGCACAUUUUUAUAGUGAAUUUGAUAAAUCAAUAUAUUUAUCAGUACCUCAUGAAAAUGGAGCUAUGAUAUAUAUAUUAAAGUUUCAUAAUAAUUAUUCUGCACUUAAUUGGUUAUAUUUCAUUAAACAAGCUUUAGGUCAUGAAUUAAAUCCUACUUUCCAUAUCCAAAUUCCUGACCUUAAAAUAUCAUUAAAUAUUUCAGUACCUCAUGAUAUUGUUGACACUGUAACAAAACGAAAUGAAAAUAUAUCUCUUAUACCGAAUUCAAGUGGGGUUCAGCUUCAACAUAGUCCAUUAUUUCAAUACUUAAUUGAAAGUAUAAAGGAGAAUCUUAUCAAAUUGAACUAUAAUUCAUGGAUUGAAACACUCGAACAUCCCUGGUUUUGUUUUCGUCAUUACGAUAGAUUGGAUUGGGUGCAAUAUAAUUCUGAAUUAUUCUUCAUUGAACAUCAAAUGUUAUCUGAUAUGUAUCAUUUAGAAUUUAGGGAUACUAAGGAUAGUAAAAGAAUUAAUUCGGAUAUAGAACCUACACCAAUUGAAGGAUUUCUACUUCGAUUAACCAACACUUCUGGGAAAAAGAAAAGCUUUCUUCGUUCAUUUCAUAAACUUCUGUAUUUCUAUACAAGUAGUCUGAUUCUUUUCUUUACGAAGUAUUAUCGAGCUGCUCCACCAUCAGUCACAAAUGAUAGUAUUGAAAAAUCUAUUAAGCCAAUGUAUGAAGUAUAUCAACAUACUCCAUUCAAGCUUAAUGAUAAUGGAGAUAUCAACAUUCAAGAGUUUUCUCAUAAUGAUAAAUCGGCAUUGGAAGAGUUGGAAAGACGGUCUCAACAUAUAAUAAAGGCAGAGGCUAUGAUAGAUUUACAUCUUGUUAAAGAUAUAAGAGCAAUUGCUGAUAAUAAACUGACUAAAACUCAGAAGUUAAUGUUAUGUGCCUUAUUCUAUGGUGAUACAAGUUUAGUAGAUGAUAAAUUUAUAACUGAUUCUGUAUUUGAAAUAGAAAUGUUCAAUGGAGGAAUCUUAAGACUUCAAGCUCCAAAUAAAUUUAUUAGAGAUCAAUGGGUUACAAGACUUCGAGAUUUAUGUGAUUAUUGGACUAAUGAUAGAAAGAUUAAUUUACAUAAUAUUAUUCAGACUAGAAGAAAGAAUCAGAUCAAUUUAAAAAUCAAUGAAUAUGUAGAUUCAAAUAUAGAUGGAGAAGCAAAUAAAUUAAGUUUUGCAGGUUCAAUUGCUAGUCCUAGUUUAAGUGGGUUGGAAAUAAAUCAUACUUUAAUGACGGGAUAUCUCUAUCUUAAAUCCAAAAAGCAUGCUAAUUUUAAUCAAUUUUAUGCUGUUCUUUGUCCUGGAUUUCUUGUAUUAUUCUUAAUAUUUAAAAGAUCUAUGAAUUCAGGUACUUGGAAACCAACGGCAUCUUUUAAUCAUUUCUUAACUAUCCCUAUAUCAAGUUGUUAUAUCUAUUCAGGAUUAUCAACAAGAAUUGAUUUAUUGGAAAGACUGAAAGAAAUAGAUUCACAACAUCCUGAUCGUCAUUCAAUUCCAAGAAUUUAUCCUGAUGGAUGGCGAUCAUCAGAAGAAGAGCAAAUGAGAUGUUUUACAUUAUGGUUUGGAAGUAAAAGACAAAUUACCGGUAGAGAAAAGGCAAUAUCAAAGCAUGAUUCAAGAUUUGGGAAUGAGAUGGGUCUUUAUGAUAGUACGGAAAAGAAUCCCCAUUUAGCUAAAAUGGUUCAAAAGUUAGGAAUUACUGGUAGAAGUAUUGUAUUUAUGGCAAGAUCUAGACAAGAACGUGAGCUUUGGACAUCGAAAAUUCAAAGUGAAUUAGAUAGAAAUACAUUGCUAGAUUAAGAAGUAAAUAAAAUGUCUAUAUAUAAUAAUACAUAUUAAUAAAAGUUGGUGGAUAUAGCAUUAUCGAUAUGAGAUAUAAUUUCAUUCCAGGCAUUGUCAUCUUUAGGUUUAUAUUUAUCAAUGACUUCUUGAUCGGAAUCUUCAUCCGAAU
Scheffersomyces amazonensis is the source of this 3122-nucleotide messenger RNA. RefSeq lists its product as uncharacterized. Lineage: Eukaryota; Fungi; Ascomycota; Pichiomycetes; Serinales; Debaryomycetaceae. The coding region runs from base 128 to 2971 and encodes 947 amino acids. The transcript has a single exon. Gene Ontology annotation, cellular component: prospore membrane. The record is from RefSeq and is a predicted model, not a curated record. Gene Ontology annotation, biological process: protein localization to prospore membrane.